This is a messenger RNA of Astrephomene gubernaculifera, 5674 nucleotides long. The record is from the annotation of a GenBank genome assembly. Lineage: Eukaryota; Viridiplantae; Chlorophyta; Chlorophyceae; Chlamydomonadales; Astrephomenaceae.
GGAGGGGGGGGCGGGGGCGGGGGCGGCCACCGCAGCUGGCGGCAACGGCUCCCGCGCCGGCCCCGCCGCCCGCGGCCCCCCCUCCUGGCGUCUGGUUGCCGGCCACACGGCGCACGGGGUGUACAAGGACUGGCCGGCGGGGGAGGCGGUGCUGCUGUCGCUGACGGAGGUCCCGGAGCUGCGCUGUCUGGAGCUGGAGACCCACCGCGGCGUGCCGUACCUCCGCAUCGGCGCAGCCGUCACACUGGAGCUGCUGGCGGCGCAGCUGCAGGAACUGGCAGCCGCUGCCACUGCACCCUACACCGCUCCCGCCGCUGCACCCACCGCUGCUGCGGAGGGUGACCCCACCGCUGCCGGAGGCGCGGGGAAGCCACCACAUGACAACAGCAAUGCCGUCAGCGGCAGCGGCAGCAGCAGUGCGGCCAGGCUGGCGAAGCAGCUCCUGACAGCUGCGGCGGCGGAGGCGGAGAGGGGGGCGGGCGAGUGUGCUGCUGAGUGCGCUGCUGCUGCUGCUGCUGCCGAGCCACAUGGCGCCGCUUCGUGCCUCGGCGGUGUGCGGCAGUGGGCGGCGGAGACGUCGGCGCACCUCCGCCGUAUCGCCGGGCCGCACGUCCGCAACGCUGCCUCGGUGGGCGGCAACCUGGUGAUGGCGGCCGAGCGGGCGCUGCCCAGCGAUGUGGCCACCGUGCUGGGGGCAGCAGGCGCGGAGGUGGAGCUUCGGCUGGUGGCUGCUGAUGCGCCGACCCACGGGUCCGUCGUCCGCGCUAACCUUGUGGACUUCGUCGCAGCUCGCGGCAUGGUGCCGUCCGGCUGCGGGUACAUCCUGACGGCGAUCCGCGUCCCGCUGCCACCAGCAGACCCACGUGUCAAGUUCUGGAGCCAGCGCAUUGCCGAGCGCUACAGCAACGCCGCCGCCGUGGCGAACGCCGCCGUUAUGGUGCGACUCGCCCAACCAACGGCAGCAGCUACGGACCACACCGAUGGCGGACCUGCAGUGCCAAUGGUGGAGGAUGUACGGAUUAUCAUCGGCGUACGUACGGCAGCUGACAGGGGCGGCGGUGCUGGCGGUGCUUCCGGCGCGCAGAAGGCUGUGGCGGCUCAUAACGCCAGGAAGCUGCAGGACGCCUCGGCGCUGCUGCUGGACGGCUGGCUCUGCCGCCGCGCGGCUGCCGCUGAGGCGGCGCUGCGAGGCCGGCCCGCCUCCGUCGCCUCGGUGGCGGCGGCGCUUGCGGCGUUGGUGGGUGGGGACUUGGCGGCGACGGCGGCGGCGGGGACGCCGGCAGCCGCGGUAGCUGAGGGCUUGGUGGCCCAAGGUCUGAUGGCGUGCUUGGGCCUGGCGGUGGCGGCUGGCGGCAGCGCUACCGCCGCGGAGGCUGGCGGGGGGUGCGGGCGCGCAGGGGAGGAGCGCACUGCACCCUCGCCGGCGCGGAUGGCGCCGCCGUCUCUGGUGGCGGGUCGUCAGAGCCUGCCGGACCCCGUUGAUGCGCUGGCGCCGGUCACUCAGCCCCUGCAGAAGCUGGGUGCGAAGCUGCAGGCCUCCGGCACUGCGCACUACACCGAGGACGCGCCGCUCCACUCGGGGGCGCUGUACGGCGCAUUCGUACUCUCAUCCCGCGCCGCCGCCAGGGUGGCGGCGGUGGACGCCACCGCGGCUCUGGUCGUACCCGGUGUGGUGCGCUGGCUGGGGGCGGCGGACCUGCAGGACCUGCCCGGGGCGGUCAACCGCUACGAACGAGCGCCGCCGCCGCCGCCAGCUGCUGAUGCGGGUGCUGGUGGUGGCAGCGGCGGUGGUGACAUGUGGCCGAGCGGCCCUGAGCCGGUGUUCCUGGCUGUGGGGGAGCGGUGUGCGUAUGCGGGUCAGCCGGUUGGGCUGGUCCUCGCCACAAGCCCCUGGGCAGCGCAACGCGGCGCCAAGGCCGUUACCGUGCAGUACAGCGACAAGAGCGGCAGCAGCAGCGGCGGUGGCGGCGGCGACACGGGCACGGGUCCGUUGCUUAGCAUUGCUGACGGCGUCCGCGCCGGCUCCUUCCACCGCGUGCGGGACAUCAUGGUGUGGUGCAAGCCCGGCAGCAGCUACGAGGGGAACAGCAUCGUGGUCGCCGGCGGAGGCAGCGUACAGGAAGCGCUGGCGGAGGCGGGGGCCGUGCCGGCGGCGGCGGUGGCGGAGGCGGCGCUGGGGGGCUCUGCAGCGGCGGAGGCGGCAACCGCGUCACCGCCGCCGCCACCGUCAACGUCGGCCAGCCGGGUGGUGAGUGGUCGCUACAGCAUUCCCUCCCAGCUGCAUUUCUACAUGGAGACCCAGAGCGCGGUUGCGUGGCCGGACGAGGACGGCAGCCUGGUGGUGCACAGCAGCUGCCAGGGGCCCGACAUGGUGCAGGCCGCUGUCGCAACAGCCCUUGGCCUGCCGUACAACAAGGUCACCGUGCGCUGCCGGCGUGUGGGAGGUGCUUUCGGCGGCAAGGCAACCCUGUCGCGCCGGGUCGCCGUGGCCGCCGCCGUGGCCGCAGCGGCGACAGGACGCCAAGUCAGGAUCCAAGUGCCGCGCAACGUGGAUGCAGUAAUGAACGGCGGCCGGUGCGAUGUGGAUGUGUCGUACGUCGCCGUCGUGUCCAACGACACGGCAGCGACGACUGCCGAUUGCAGCGCCGAGGCGACCCAUGGGUCACCUACGGCUGCCGCGAUGCCCCGGCUGCGCGCGCUGGACAUCCACGCGGUGCUGCUGGGCGGCGCCUUCCUGGACCUCAGCUGGCUGGACGUGAUGGGCCUCACGUUGACGGUGGAGGGGCUGUACGACAUACCCGCCAUCAGGGCCGAGGUGGCGCUGACUCGCUGCCACCUGCCUCCCCGCACCGCUGUCCGCGGGCCGGGCGAGGUGGAGGGGACCAUGAUCAUUGAGCAGAUCAUGGAGCACGUGGCGGCUGAGCUGGAAGUGGACCCGGAGGCCUUCCGGGCGGCCAACUUCCUGCGCUGCCCCGACCAGCCGCAGCAGCAGCAGCAGCAGCUGCAGCGGCAGCCACCACAGCCCUCCGCCCUGCUUCCGGUGCGGAAGGAGGGGGAUGCCGCGGCGGCUCCCACGCAGCCUCGCACGCCCCCCCAGGCGGAGUCGCCCCCGCGGCAGCCCAGCCCCCAGCAGGGCGAGGUGGAGGUGGAGGCGGGGGCGGGGGCCGCAGCGGCGGAGGCUGCGGGGGACGGAGCAGCCAUGCUGGCGGAGGGUGCGGAGGCUGCGGUGGCGGCGGCCUCGAAGCCUGAGACAGAGGAGCCCGCGAGCAAGCCUGGCGAGGUGACCCAUGGCGCCGCUCCUCCUGCCCCCGCCCCCGCACCGGUGGUGACCUCCCCGCUGGGCAAGCGCAUCCCCGCGCGCCUCUACACGCUGCCCCGCAUGUGGGGGCGGCUGAUGCGGGGGGAGGGCUGGAGCCGGGUCAAGGCGGAGGUUGCGGCCUUCAAUUAUGCCAACCUGUGGCGCAAGCGGGGCGUGGCGCUGUUGCCGGCCAGGUACGGCAUGUACCGCGGACGCAAGCCCGCGUACGUGAGCCUGCUGCCGGAUGGCACGGUAACGGUGGCGUGUCACGGUGUGGAGAUGGGCCAGGGGCUCUUCACGAAGGUCGCGCAGGUGGCCGCCCAGACGCUGUCGGAGGCGCUGCCGCCCUCGCAGCGGCCGCUGGACAUGCGGUGCAUCAGGAUCGCCGACAACAGCACGGAGCUGCUUCCCAACGGCGGCGUGACGGGCGGCUCCACCAGCAGCGAGCUGUCCUGCGUGGCGGUCAGGCUGGCGUGUCUGAAGCUGGUGGAGGGACUGCAGAAGGUCGCAGUCCCCAAGAUGGCGGGUCGCGAGGACUACACCUUCAAGGACCUGGUGGCUGCCAUGAUGCGAGGACCGGAGUCCCUGGCGCCCAUGUCGGCAUUCGCGUGGGGCGGGCAGGCGGAUCUGCCGGAGAGCAGCAGCAGCAGCAGCAGCGGCCAGGGAGGAGGUGCAGGGGGUGCAGGGGGUGAGGGUGGUGAGGGUGGAGGUGAUGAGGGCCCCCUGGAGCCGCUGGAGCCCGAGUACCACGUGAUGGGGGUGGCGGGGGCGCUGGUGGAGGUGGACGUGCUGACGGGCGAGCGGCGGGUGCUGCGCGCUGAUGUGCUGUUCGACCUGGGUCGCCCGGUCAACCCGGCGGUGGACUUGGGGCAGGUGGAGGGUGCCUUCGUGCAGGGCAUGGGCAUGAUGCUGCACGAGAAGGCGCUGUACGACGGCGGCACGGGGGCGCUCGUACACAACAGCACCUGGAACUACAAGGUGCCGGCGGCGGCCUGCGCGCCGGAGCAACUCAACGUCACCAUUCUCAACGACGCGCCGCUCAUCACCCGGGGCCCGGUUGGCUCCAAGGCGUGUGGCGAGCCGCCGCUGCUGCUCUCCUGCGUGGUGCUGCUGGCGCUGCAGCGGGCCGCGGCGGCAGCACGGAGGGAUGCGGCCGGCAGGCUGGCAGGGGCGCCACCAGGAGGCCCGCAGCGGCUGCCGCGGCUGCCAGCAGGGACGGCGGCAUCCGUGGGAGCUGCUGUCGAUGCGACGGCAGGUAUCGUUGCAAGGGAUGCCAGCAACGGCGCGCAUGACGGUAGCGGUGGCGGUGGCGGUGGCGGCAAGGAUGGUCCCAGCCGGUGCUGCGGGGCGGGGCGGCAGGCGGUGGCGUUCCGGCCGCUGCUGGCGCCGGCGAGUGUGGAGCGGGUGCGGGUGGCGUGCGGCGACUGGCGGGCGGCGGAGCUGCUGCUGAAGGCGGAUCUGUGAGAGAGCCCCCGGGAGGCUCCUGCGCAGCCCCGCACCAGCGCCUGUCGCCCGGCCCGGUGUGACGGACUCCGGUCCUUCUGGACUUGCUGACUGAAAGAAGCCAGCUAGCGAGCUCUUGGGAGCAGAGAGCUUCCAGGUAUUUGUUUUAGUAUCAGAUGGCCAGAAGAAUUUGCUAUAAUUGUUCCAAAUUGUUUAUGCCCGUUGCUAGGCAGUUGCAGGUUGUCGUUGCGUUGUACGAAUGCCGUACCACAAUCUUGCCAUUCCAAGUCCGCAGGGACAGUGUUGUAGGUAUAUUUGUUUUGCAUGCUUGCGAAUCUUGAUAGCAUUUCGGCAUAUGAGGGUACCUUAGCAUUCAUUAUAAUAGGCUAGACUUUAGCAAGCGCCGUCGUGCAGAUGGCAAGCCGGAAAUUGGCCGGUGCCAUCGUACAGAUACAUUUGUGGACUGCAUGCUAAAGCCGCAGGAAGUUUUGGCUAUAUGUGGGAAGUGUAGUCGCAGGGUACUGGUCGCACGUGAAUUGAAAAAUGUGGUCUUGUUACAACUGGGAAAUUCCCGCCGAAUUGGUUUUGCGUGAAACGUUGCAAUCUAGAUCGUCGUGUUCAGGUAAAUAUACAUGGACGAUACCGGCAUGCUAGUAUCCCCGAUACAUGGUAGUCCCCCGCACAUGUGCCUACCGUGGUAUUGUUAUGGCGGGGAGCUCGUACAGUCAUGGGCUCCUGGCGGCGUUGGCAAGGCCAUGUGCUUUGGAUUACUGUUUAGGUGGUGGCUUUCCAUUGUACACUAAUGAGAUCGGCACUCAUGUAAGGGGAUAGAUGCGGCAUUUGAGAGUUUGAUGCCUUUCCUUAAGGGGCAUCGAAUUGCCCUUCAUGAUUCGUACCUCCAUGCUUGCUUCUAGCUAGCUAACGGCACUCGGG